Ostrea edulis (European flat oyster) is the source of this 2125-nucleotide messenger RNA. Its product is annotated as pre-mRNA-splicing factor CWC25 homolog. The coding region runs from base 80 to 1750 and encodes 556 amino acids. NCBI's taxonomy places the organism in Eukaryota, Metazoa, Mollusca, Bivalvia, Ostreida, Ostreidae. The transcript is spliced from 8 exons. Gene Ontology annotation, biological process: mRNA splicing, via spliceosome. Gene Ontology annotation, cellular component: U2-type spliceosomal complex. The record is from RefSeq and is a predicted model, not a curated record.
GAAACAUUAAAUUUCCUGUUUGAAAUUGAACUCCAAAGAUACAUUCCUACAGAUUUUAUAUCUAAAAAUUAUACACAUCAUGGAUGACGAAAGAAAAAAAAUGAAGCAGUUAAUGAAAGAGAAAAUAGAAGGAAAAGAUGGAGCAAUGGACUGGAUGUACAAACAAAGCAAGCCAGAGAGUGAUGACUAUCUCCUGGGGAAACGAGUGGACAAGCACAUUGAGGAAGCUGUUGAAACUGUUAAAGAUGAUGACAUUGCUCUGUUCAAUGAGAGAAUCAAAGCCAACAUCGAACUUGAUAUGCAAAACAAAGCACGAGAGGAUCCAUUGUUUGCCAUAAGAAAGAGGGAGGAAGAUGUCCGAAAGAAACUGCUUGAAAAUCCCGUGAGAAUGAAGCAGUUACAAAAGAAUUUGGAGAAACAAAAAAAGAAAGCUAAAAAGAAGCAUAAAAAACAUGGCAACUCUGAUGAUUCUGAUGAUGAUCUGAUGAAAAAAUAUCUAAACAUUUUGAAUAAAAAACAAGGAAAGACAGAAAAUGAAGGUAGAGAAUCGGGGAGAAGAAAACGUGAGAGAGACCAUGACCAAGAGAAGUCUUCAAAGCAUCACAGAGAAUCAAAAUACAGAGAGGACUCGCAUCACCACAACACGUCCAAAUCCAGGGCCCGGAAAAGGGAUCCAGAUAGACGAAGUGAAGACUCUGAUGAACAAUACAGGGAGAAUUCAAACGACCAUCAUUCUAGAAACAUAUCUGAUCACUCACAAGCUAGUAAGUAUAGGGACUCAUCUGAUCGCUAUAGAAAUGAUAGGAGAAAUUCCUCACAUGGAUCUCGGCAUAACUCCGAGAAAUAUGAAAGGGAGCGAAGUCGUGACAGAAGGCAGAAUGUCAACAAAAGCAGGAACUCUGAUCAGAGGCAAACAGCAACGUAUAGAGGAGUCCAAAGAGAAAGGCGUCAUUCAUCUGAUAGUGAGUCAAAGGAAGUCAGAAGCAGACACAAAAGAGAUUCAAACAGGACUAUUGCUUCAAACAGACAUGAUUCAUCUGAUAGUGAAUCAGAUUCUGAAGAGGAAAGAAGAGAGAGGAGUAAUAGAAAACCUUUGCACAGGCAAAGCCGGCGCAGUUCAUCAGACAGCAGGGAGACAUCACGUACAGAGAGGAACACACAGCACACUGGUAAUGAUGUGUCAGAGACGUCAAGUAGUACAGAUUCAGACAGCAGCAGUCAGUCAGACAGGAAGCCUGUCAAGCAGUACGGCCUCAUCAAAUUGAAAAACUCUGAGCCCUCUCAAAUGAAAGCAGCUUCCACAUCUCCCAAGCAUGCAGGGAGGCACAGGGAAAAAUCAAGGUCACCAGAUCAAAGAAGAGAUGACAAAUAUUCAAAAUCAAACAGAAGGUCAAGGUCUCCAAGGAGAUCUAGAUCUCCAAGACAAAGGUCAGGAGUCAGACCACAGCGAGACAAGAGUAGAUCUCCAGUGAGAAGGAAACUUACAGAAGAGGAAAAGAAAAAGAGAUUGGAAGAAAUGAUGCAUAAUGCACAGUGGCGGGAGGAACAGAGGAAAUCCAAUGUUAAACGCUACAUCGAGGAGGACAAAAAGGAAGAGGAAGCUCUGAGGAGCAAGGAGAAUCCGGAAUUCCUCAAUCCUUUGAUGUCGAGUCAUGCAGACCAGAGCUCUGUUGCAGACAGACUGAAGAGGAACAAAUAUAAUCUACAGAGAGGGUCUGGGUUAAUGGACAAGGGCUUUUUGAAAAAGUGACAUGUAAUACAUGUGUGACAAACUAAUUCUUUGUCUUCAUUUUCGAAGAUUUUCCUAUCCAGGAAUUUAAUUCAGUGACUUCGUUUCAUUCAAUGUUGAAGAUUUUCCUAUCCAGGAAUUUAAUUCAGUGACUUCGUUUCAUUCAAUGUUGAAGAUUUUCCUAUCCAGGAAUUUAAUUCAGUGACUUCGUUUCAUUCAAUGUUGAAGAUUUUCCUAUCCAGGAAUUUAAUUCAGUGACUUCGUUUCAUUCAAUGUUGAAGAUUUUCCUAUCCAGGAAUUUAAUUCAGUGACUUCGUUUCAUUCAAUACAGAAAAGAAAAUUUGCCUAUGCCUAGUAUGGAUUUAUACUCAUUUAUAAUAAAACACCGAAAUAUUU